GUCAAAUACAAUUGAUUAUUGUGUGUCUUAAGGAUAACCGAAAGCUUACUCGUCGAUAAAACUUAAAAAAAGAGUAAAAUCUAUAAAAGGAAGGUCUCGAAAGGGAAAGAAAAGACCGAGAAUUUAUUGCUUAUUUUGAGGCGUCAUUACAAAUCUUGAUUAAUUUCUAACAAAGUAACGGUGCAUUGGCUUUCUUUACGAUACGCCUUUUGCCACUGAAUCCAUCGACUUCGAUUUCAAAAGAAUUAAUCGAGAAAUUCGCCCUAAAAAUUUGCUUUAACUUAGUCCAAAUAUGGCCGAGCCAGAUAGUGAAAAAAGCAUAAUUAUUGAAGAUGAGGAUUUGGAGGAUGGCGAAAUUGAAGAUGACGAUACCGAAGAUUGUAUUGUUGUUGAAGUUAUAAAACCUGCUGAAAUCAUAAAAUCAGAUGAUAAAGAUGAGCAUAAGAAAAAAUCUUCAUCAUCAGAUAAGAAAUCUUCAUCAAGUUCAUUAAAUCGAAAGGAGAAGGGAAAAGAUAACGAGGAGGAUGAUUUCAUGUCAAAUAUUGAACAAAUGAUAGCCGAAGGCUUGAAAAAGAGCGGAAUUGAGCCACCAAUGCCGAAUGUUAAGAAACAAAUGGAGCCGGACUCAGCACAAGAUCGACGAACAAGUCGUAACUCCCGAAAGCGAAAGAAUCGAAGAGAUCGUAAAGAACAGAAACGGGAAAAUAGUUCAAAAAAGCGAUCCAGGGUAAAUGAAAGUGACGGUUUGUACAUGGUAGGUGGAAGUCCCGAUCAAUCUUGUAGUGAAUCAGACGGUGGUGAAUCACAUGACGAUGACAGUUACGAUUCCGAAGAAUAUCAUCGAAUGUCUUAUGAAGAAAGACGCAACAGAAGACGAGCAGCAAAUAAAGACAGAGAACGUGAUCGCGAUAGGCGUGAUCGUGAUCGUGACCGUGAUAGAGGCAGAGAUCAUGACAGGAAGGAAAAACGGAAUCGUGAAAAUGAGAAAGAAGUUUGUUUAAGAUUUGCCGAAUUUGGACAUUGCAAUGACGAUGACUGCACUCGUGUUCAUGAAGUUCGUCAACCAAAAAAGAUGGAACUUUGCAAGUUUUGGCUCAUGGAAUGCUGCGCUAAGAAAGAUAAAUGCUCGUACAUGCACGGCGAUUUCCCGUGCAAAUAUUACUAUCUGGGACUGAAAUGUAUACAGAAAGAUUGUAAAUUUUUGCAUGGAAAGCCACUCAGUGAGAACUUGAAAGCAGUUUUAUUGAAGCAUUUAGACACAGCACCGAAAGAAAUUUUAGGAGAUUUUCCACGUCUUGGACGAGAAAGUUCGACCAAAUUAAUUGCACAAACACACGUGAAGCUUUGUCAAGAAUUCAACAUUCCCUUACCUGAAACAGAGAAGGAAAAAGUGAAAAUCCCGUCACUUCUCGACAUGAAUCUUAAGCCACCAGAUGGAAGAAGUGAAAGAAAAAGUUUGAAAAACAAUUCACGAUGGUUGCAGAAGGAACGAGAAUGUUCUCCUGACUUGAUCCAAAAAGCUUCAAAAGUUGAAGGACCAGGCGAUGUCCAACUUGCUAAUUUAGGAAUUUUAAGUGAACAACAAAUUUCGGCCAUGUCAGCCAUUGGAGUGAUUACUGUUAAUCACAUUAAUAAUUUGACUGUAGCUCAGCUCAAUGAUUUAGGUCUUAGUUUAGCAACAAUUGGAGAAAUUCAAGCAACAGCAAUGAACAUUAACAAUCAAAAAUGUUCACCAAAUCAAACAGAAUCAACAAAUAAAAUAGAAGAAGUAACUGAAAAAGAAAAUUCAUCAGCACAAUCAUCGACUUCGCAUGCAGUUGCUGAUGUUGACUUACGAGAAUCAUCACAACAACAGAAUAUUAGUCAAAAUAUGGAUGUUGAUAUGCGAGUGUUACCAACAGUUGAACCACAUAAAGAAUCUCUCAAUUCUCCUGACACAAUAAUGUCACCCAAUCAAUCAGAUGCUGAUGAAAUGUAUAAGAAACCUGUCACUCCAUUACAACGUCCUUGUUCGAGUGGAUCAACAAUAAUGAGUCCUCCAAGAGGAAUCGACUACUCGCAGUACUUAAAAGAUUCAAAUUUGAAUAAUGAUGAUGAGAAUGAAGACGAGCCUGGCUUGAGGAUUGACGAAUCUUACUGCACCAGUGAUUACGAAUUGGAAGAUAAAAAAGAUUCGCAAUCUGAGGAUGAUCAAGAAGAUCAAGCAGCAGUGCCAAAAUUCAAUAUGCCUUUACUUCCACCAUCGUUUAACACAAGUGACUUCCUAAAAUCAUCACCAGUAACAAAAAUUGAUAUAAGUUCGUCAGUCUCGCAACUUAUGGAGAGUAAAAUAUCAAAAUCACCUUUGAGAGAUCCACGAAUGCGUGAUCAACGAGCACAAGAUUCUCCUUCUCCAUCAACAUCGACAUCAUUGUCAAAAGAUUCACAAAAUAUCACUGAAAUCAGUUCACCAAGUUAUCGAGAUCCAAGACAAAAGUCGAAAGAACCGCCACAACAAAGACUGUCGAUUUAUGAAAUUGAAUCGCCAUCGGAAGAUGAAGAUUUAGUUAAAAUUGGCGGUGAUAAAGAUAUGAGAAGAUUGCCAUCGUUCUUACGUGAUCCUGAGAAUGGUGACGUUGAUCUUCGAAUGCCUUUCAUGAACAUGUCGAAUUAUGUACCAGCUACAGAGAUCGAUGCAUCUUUUGGCACGCACAUUUUCAAGAAAUAUGAAGUGAAGGUUGUUGAUGUCCCGAAACCUGAUUAUUCUGAGAUUCGUCGAAGCUUUAGACAAACAGAAACGACUCAUGAUCCGAGAUUGAAGAAGUUGUGUGGGAUUGUUGAUUUGAAUGAGCCAGCAUCACCACCAAAGAUAAGUACAUCAACUACAUCUCUUCCUUUAGAUCCACGUAAACGUAAACAAAAACAAGAAUCGAGUAAUGAUGACAUUUUGGGACAACCAAAGAAGCUUCAAAUAUCAACAAUUCUUCAAAAUUCUAAAAAUUACAACGAUCUUAGUUCAAGUCAGAAAAUGGUUGUGAAUGAAGUUUUGGCUGAAUUAUCGAAGCAACUUAAAUUGUUUCACGCUGAUUCAUCGCCAAAUAAAAUUUUUGAUUCCAGUUUCAUCACACAACGGCCAAAGUUACAACAAAUUCUUAUUGGUUUAGGUGUUUUUAUUAAUGCUGAAGGUGAUUUUGAAGAGUUGAAAGAUAUGCCAUUAAUGACAAUUCCAAGUAUUCAUCAAAUGCCACCAAUGAUACCAAAUCUUCCACCUCCUAAUUUAAUUUCAUUGAAUCAACCUCCGCCAAGUUUAUUCUCCAAUACAAUGCGCCCGAGUUUGUUAGGAUUGGCUCCAAAUCUGCCAUUUGGUAAUUUCGAGCAGCAAGACUUGAAUGCUCAACUUAUGAGUCAAGGUUUACCUUUUGGUGGGAAUGACCAACAAUUCAAUAAUAACCGAGAAUUCGUAGUAAAUGUGUCCAUAAAGAUGGAUAAUACGAUUGUCCAAGCAGAGUUUCCCUUCAAAGGCUCUAACAAUGACGAACUUUGUUUCAAAAAAGGCGAUCUCAUAGUGUGGGAAGGAACAGCUGUUGAAACAGGAAAGACAGGAUGGUUCCCUUCCAAUUAUGUUUUAGAAUAUAAGGCGCCAGCACCUCCCACAGAAACAAUUAGAACAGUUGAAGAAAUUCAAACAUUUCGAAAAGUCGUUUACAAUGACUUACUUGAAAGUGAGAAGGCUCAUUGUGCUGAACUUCGUGGUUUGUUGGAGAAUUUUCUUGAGCCAUUGGAAUCCAGUAAAAUAUUGACCUCAGAUGAAUAUGCUCAACUUAUGUGCAAUUUUGUCGAAGUUGUCAAUUUACAUGAAGAACUUCUCAAUGAUUUAGAAGAAUCAAAUGAUCGCAUUGGUAAAUUGUUCCUGAGCAAAGCGCCAACAAUGAAAAGAAUUCAUCACACAUAUUGCAUAAUGCAUCCAAAGGCGAUCGUCAUUGUUGAUAAGCAUAAAGAAGAUUUGAAUGGCUUUAUGGAGAAACAAGGAGCAGCUAAGCCAGGAAUUCUUGUGCUUACCACAGGUUUAAGCAAAUGCUUUCGACGUCUUGAUAAAUAUUCCGCGAUUCUACAAGAACUUGAACGUCACAUGGAAAGUGGACAUCCUGACAGAGGUGACACUCAAAGGAGUAUUGCAGUCUUCAAAGACAUUGCAUCGUCAAGUUCAGCAAUAAGACGACAAAAGGAAUUGGAGCUGCAAAUCCUAACUGGGCCAAUAAGAGGAUGGGAAGGUGAAGAAUUGUCUACAAUGGGUGAAAUAAUUCACAUGGGAUCGGUGGCUGUUGGGAAAGAAUAUCAAGAUCGAUAUUUCAUCUUAUUGCAUCAAAACCUGUUGAUUCUCAGUGUUAGUCAACGAAUGUCAGCAUUUAAAUUUGAAGGAAAAAUUCCUAUAACUGGAAUUAACGCGAUGCGCCUCCCAGACACAGACACGAUAAAAAAUGCUUUUGAGAUUACUGGUCCGUUGAUUGACAAGAUUCUUGCCAUAUGCCAAUCGUCGAAUGAAGCUAAUAAAUGGGUUGACUUAUUGGGAAAAAGUAAUCAUGGAUCGGGUGCCAUUGACAUAAAAAGAAACACAAGUUUCACAUCUGGAUGUGGAAUUCACUUGCAAUCGAAUAUUGAUUAUGAAUUUAAUCAAACACUUCCAUCGAGAUAUUAUCCAUCGGCUGCGCCGUAUGCAGCUUUGACUGCCUAUAUAAGAGACAUGAUAAAGGAAAGAGUAUUGACGAGAUUUAUAGUGAAAGCCUUGUUAUAUCCUGAAUUCCUGUGUGAUAUUGAUACGAGUAGUGUUGUGUAUCGUAAAAAACAAAGAACUUUUGUUCGAAUGUAUCGACACGAGAACGAUAAUGAGAAUGACGAAAGUAGUGAAUGUGAAAGUUCCCAAACUGAAUCAGAUUGUCGAGUUUAUAGCGAUGUGAAAUAUAAAACAGGAAAAGUAGAUUCAUGGGACAGAACGACAAUUUACGAAAGCUUUAUUGAUCAUGGUGAAGAAGCUGGUGACAUUUCUUAUCAACGUUUACAUGAUUCAAUCAGCAGCUUUUGUUUUGUUACUGGCUGUAAUUCAUCUUCGUCCCAUUCAUCAUCAAGAGAAUCUUUUAUGAUUGGAUCAAUUCCGUUGCAAUAUGUUGAAAGUCGUCAAGAAGUGAAAGGAAAUGAAAAUGACAAUCCAACGCAUCUCACAACAACAAAAAUGAAUCUUCUUGAAAUUAAACAAAAGUCAGAACAGUCACAAACAUCCAGUUUUGAGCAUAACUUUAAUAGUGAUACAGCGUGGAAGCAUCAAGCUUUUGAAGAUCUUCUGAAUAUUCAAGAAGAUCCAUCGAAACUUCAAGAUGGAAAGAAAACAUUGGGAUGGAAACGAUUAGAAGAGAAGCAUCACAGCAUGCCUGUUCAAUUUGUUGGUAAUCGCUUUAAUGAGUCAUCUCUCACUCGAAUUUAUAUUCCAUCAUGCAAAAGUCAUAAUGAAAACGUCAAGAAUCAACUACAAACACCUUGUAAUAGUUUCGAAGAAUCUGAACAUUCCAAUUCGGUUGAAAUUUGUCGCCAGUGGAAGGAAGUCACCAUUGAUGCACCUGACAAACUCACCGCAGAAAUUUUGUAUAAUUUAGAGCAAUUCGAAGGAAGCUCAAUGAAGAUUGAAAGCAAAGCUGAGAUUGAAAUGAAACCUUCGUCAAUUGUUAAUGCAACACCGCCUGAAACUUCAUUCAUCGAUGAGAGAUUAUUUGAUCCUUUAGUCAUGCCAUCAACAGCUCCAUCCACAACCAUAUAUUCAAGUGAUUCUGAUUCAGGAAUGGCUGGAAGCUACACGCUUUCCCCAUCCGAUCAAUUUACUUGUCAUCGAACUUACAAUAGUCACAAACACAACACAAACGUCACUUCGUCAGCAAUUGAUUAUUUUGCGCCACGAACUGUUUCGGAUGCUUCUGGAAAUUUGCAUCAUAACGAAAUGAUGAUGAAAAGACAUAAAAUUCGGGAUGAUGAUUUAAAUGAAGGCGAAAAUGAGAGCAAAAUGUCACCGCCAACUCAUCUGGGCUCAAAUAAUUGGACAAUUUCUAAUCUUCGACCCCGUCGCAUCCAUUACGUCCAUGCUUUACUUACGCAUCCAACAGUCAAUCAAGCGCACAACUCAAAUAUGAAUUAUCAACAAAGAAAGCGCAACCAACAUAUGAAGAAGAUGCUCUCGUUUUGCGCGUUAUCGAAGCGUAUUCCAUCGCUUUUCAGAACACAUCGCGAAAUACGAUCCAUUCGGCCAUUCGCACCAUGCCUUCCUAUACGUGGAGGAAAGUUGCAAUCGUCAAAGCCCUUCUCUUCAUCUAAUCCCCAACUACCGUACAUUUGUUCAUCGCUCACUUCAUACCAUCAACACCAACACGCCAACUCAAAUUCGGCGAGUAUCAAUUCUUCAGCAAUUUGGCGUGAAGUUUGUCCAAAUAAUUUUUAUUCUUCGUCAAUAUCGUCUUUGAGCUCUUCGCCAUAUAAAUCUCGUUUUUCAUCGGGAAAAACAGAUUUUCGUGCGGCUUCCGAGGAAAGGCCGCCAACUUAUCGACCUCAACCGCCAGUUGAUCAUAACAUGAGUUUCUGUGGAAAUUUAAAGAAGUUAACAUCAAAUUACGAUGAUUAUCUGAGCUCACGAGUAAACUCACCCGUGAUUUCUCGUAAAAGUUCACAAAAUAAACAUUUUUGGAGCAAACCUCAUUCACCAACACCGCAAUUGGUCAAACAAAAGCAUUUUAAUACCAUUGCAGCUGCCAAUAGCCGCGAAACUUCUCCUUUCCUAUACGAUCGACGACUUAAUAAAUCAUUUGAAACAGCAAAUGGAUUGCUAAAUGAAGAUGACCAAUGUCAGAAUGAGAAAAGCUUGAAAAAUUCCAUUUUCCGUCGAUCGUCGACACCUCAAUUGCAUAGCAUUUAUUGCGACAGUAGUCAAAGAGAUUCAGUAACCUCGUCAUGGUGUUGUGUUGAUGGUGAUGACGGUACGACGCCAACUUUAAGACAAUUGUUCAUGGCCAUGCGACAAAUGCAGUUCGAUAUUCAAGACAUGAAGUCGCAAUUGAAUCAAGAAAGAACUCUUCGUGGAGAUCUCCAAAGGCUCAUCAUGACUCACAUGGAAAAGUGUGGCAUGGGUUCAUAAAGAAAAUUUAAUUAGAUUAUUUAGGAAAAUGUUUUCUUCUUUUUCCUUUUAACGUCAAAAGAAAUUAAUGCUUCACCAAAUGUUCGUUCACAACGAAUGAUGCUAAGUAGAUAAAUAGAAAUAUUAACUGUUUUCAUAAUUUUUCCGCCAAAUUUUAUGUAAGUUUCUCUUCAGAGUUUUCUUUUUCGAAAGUUUUUAGAUUUAAAACAUUUAACACAAAAUAUUUUUAUAAAAGUUUUAACAUUCAAAGAAUUAUCUAAUAAAGUUUAUUUAUUUCUUGACAAUUCUAAA
Clunio marinus is the source of this 7438-nucleotide messenger RNA. Lineage: Eukaryota; Metazoa; Arthropoda; Insecta; Diptera; Chironomidae. The record is from the annotation of a GenBank genome assembly.